AUGGAGAUUUAUAUUCCCCCUAACAAAACAAAUACUGCUGCAUUCAUCAGCCUCGGCCUGCAGCAGCAGCUACCCGAUGAUUUGGCGCUGCUGGAGGAUGCAGCAAAAGAAAUAGAAAACGCCAUUGCGCACCUCAAGCGCUCAAACAAAGAAAUUCAAGAGUUUGACCCAGAAGGCAAAGACCCCGAGCUGGUGGAUGCAAUUGCUGAGAAUGUUGUCGCCCUGGAGAAGAAGCAAAAACGGCUGCAGCAAAUUAAAGAUAAAAUGAAGGCUUUGGGGGCCAGUGAAGACGCAUGCAAAGACACAGCAGCAGCAGCAGCAGCAGCAGCAGCAGCAGCAGCAGCAGGUACUACAGCAGCAGCAGCAGCAGCAGCAAGUACGAAUCCACCAGAAUCCGCAGCAGCACCCACAGAAGCAGCGACACCAGCAACGCCAGCAGCAACACCAGCACUAGCAGCAGCAGCAGCAGCAGCAGCAGCAACAGCAGCAGCAGCAGCAGCAGAAGAAGAAUUGUCUGAACGCAUGCAGGCAGUGAACUUUGGCGAUUCUCCAUCAAAGCCAUUCGAUGACGGCAUCGACUUGUAA
Eimeria mitis is the source of this 585-nucleotide messenger RNA. RefSeq lists its product as uncharacterized. The transcript has 3 exons. Gene Ontology annotation, molecular function: protein-macromolecule adaptor activity. Bases 1 to 585 code for a protein of 194 amino acids. The record is from RefSeq and is a predicted model, not a curated record. Lineage: Eukaryota; Apicomplexa; Conoidasida; Eucoccidiorida; Eimeriidae. Gene Ontology annotation, biological process: proteasome regulatory particle assembly.